Papilio xuthus (Asian swallowtail) is the source of this 1948-nucleotide messenger RNA. RefSeq names its product prolyl 4-hydroxylase subunit alpha-2-like. The record is from RefSeq and is a predicted model, not a curated record. Gene Ontology annotation, cellular component: endoplasmic reticulum. The transcript is spliced from 12 exons. NCBI's taxonomy places the organism in Eukaryota, Metazoa, Arthropoda, Insecta, Lepidoptera, Papilionidae. Gene Ontology annotation, biological process: peptidyl-proline hydroxylation to 4-hydroxy-L-proline. Gene Ontology annotation, molecular function: L-ascorbic acid binding; protein binding; procollagen-proline 4-dioxygenase activity. The coding region runs from base 83 to 1903 and encodes 606 amino acids.
AUUGUGGAAAUAUAAUGUUGUAGAAAGAAACGAAAGCACACCCGAUGUUAAGUGUCCAAUAAAUAAAAAUGCUUCAAACAGUAUGCUAAAAGAUCCUAACUCUUGUAUGGGAGGAGGAGGUAAAAGGAAAGGGAAACCUUCAAUAUUAAAUAGAAGAAAUAAACGUGAACGUGUUCUCGUUACGACAAUGUUUUUUAAAAUAUCAUUAUUUUUAAUUUGCUACUGUAAAUUAAGUCUAUGGACGGAGGCGGAAGUGUAUACGGCGGUAACGGAACUUGCGCCCUUGCUCCACACUCUAGACAGGACCAUAGAGGAUUUAGAAUAUUUCAUUGAAAAAGAGAAGAAAAGUGCUGAUACUUUGAUAACACAAUUGAAUAUAUACAAAAUGGAAAAGAAAUUAGCCUCCAAAGAUUAUUCGGAAUAUUUGGAGAAUCCUGUUAACGCGUACACUCUGAUAAAGCGUCUCACUUCCGAUAUAGAUUAUCUCACACUAAAUAUACAAAAUAUCACAAAAGACGACACAAUUAAUCUACGGCAUGAAGAUCUUGUUUAUCCUACAAUAGAGGAUCUUAUUGGUUCAGCGUUGGCGCUCUCGAGACUUCAAAGUACUUACGCACUCAAUGUCACCAAACUCGCUGAAAAAAGACUUAAUAAUGAAUCAUUUGGUAUUCCGAUGACGGUAAACGACUGUUUCAAACUUGGCCAAACACUUUAUCAACAUAAAAAGUUUAAGCAUUCACUAGAAUGGUUUAUAGAAGCGCUUCGGAAAUACAAGAGGGAAAAUGAAACGUACGGAGUUUCGGAGAUUGACAUCCUUAAUUAUAUUAGUUAUGCUUUAUACUACGCGGAUAAUGCCAAAACUGUAUUUAAAUCGACUAAGCAAAUAUUAAAUAUUGAUAAGGAAUAUGCAAUUAAAAUUGAAGAUUCUAUAAGUGCGCUGGAAAGUAUUGAGAUGUUGGAAGAAAUACCUAUUACGGAAGACACCAGUGAGGAGGAUGAUGAAGGCAGUGAAGAAUAUCAAAGGUAUUUCAUUAAGGAACAGUUUGUAUACGAAGCACUUUGUCGCGGGGAAAUAGAUUUGCCUACAGAAGUUACAAAGAGAUUAAAGUGCAGUUACCUAACAGACACUCAUCCAUUCCUGAAGUUGGCACCGAUCAAGACGGAGCAAUUGUACAUAGAACCCGACGUGUUCGUCUUUUACAACGUAAUCAGCGACGAAGAGAUCGAACAAUUGAAGAUCCUAUCGAAAGAGAGACUCAAACGAUCAGAAGUGGCAGGUUAUUCUGAUUUCACGAAUGACACGAUCGCAAAGUACCGCAUCAGCAAGACGGCAUGGCUGUACGACGUUGACUCGUCAGUGGCGGCGCGUGUAUCGCGUCGUGCAGCUUACUUCACCGGCUUCAGCACGGCCAGCGCGGAGCCCUUGCAGAUCGUCAACUAUGGCCUCGGCGGACAUUUCUCACCACAUUUUGAUUUUUUCUUGUCCGACACUGAGCCUGAUUUACCCAAAAUGAAAGAAUAUGGAAACAGAAUAGCAACUACAAUAUUCUAUAUGUCAGAGGUGACAGAAGGGGGCGCUACUGUGUUCACGGAGCUGGGUUUAACCGUGUUCCCGGUGAAGAAUGCGGCGUUAUACUGGUUGAACCUGCACCCGUCUGGUGAGGGUGACAUCACGACGCGCCACGCCGCCUGCCCCGUGCUGCGCGGCUCCAAGUGGAUUUCAAACAAGUGGUUCCAUCAAGCGGGACAAGAGGCCAUUCGACCUUGUAACCUGGAAUAUCAAAUAGAAAACGUCAAACGGAAUAUUUCUAUGCCCCGACCAAAAACAAAGGAUGAGUAUCAUAGACAACUUAUAAUAGAUUGGUUUACAAAUAACGGUCUUGAAAAAUCUAUGUAUGAAUAGAAUCUUUAGAAAUAUGUCACUUGAGAAAUAAAUUUAAACUAUUUA